AGCAAAUAUCGGCGGGAGUGGUGAAACGUGUCCAGUGGUGAUUGGCAGAUCCGAUGCAUUUGCCCCAGUUCCUCAUCCUCCCCCGCCUCCUCUCCGGUCGACUCCAUCGUCCAAGCCUUGCUUCACUUUCACUGCCUACAGUAGUACGGCUACUGACAGCGAGAGAGAGAGAGAGAGAGAGAGAGAGAGAGAGAGGGAGGAGAGGAGAAGUUGCCACCAAUAAAGGACUUGCCUCCUCUCUCCCCCUAUCUGUCCAUUUUUGGAAGCUGAGAGAACUCCACUCCACUCCAAUAAUAGUAAUAGGUUGCAAUUUUGCUCUCUGUUACGGACGGACUGCGGCAACCAACUGAUAACUCAACUCGGUAUCAGCACAUCACGACGACGACGACGACGACGACGAUGAGCUAUCAUCAGUAGUAGUAGCAGUAUUAGUCUGCCUUGCUCUGCAACAAAUUUCAAAGGUAAAAGGAAGAAGAUAUGGCGGAAUCUCUACUGGUUUCCAACUCGGCGUCCUUUUCGUACUGUGGCAGCGGAAGCGUCGUUAAGGAAAAGAAGAGGAUGUUGACGGCUAGUGUUGGAUUUGGAAUUGGAAUUAUAUCAACAAAUCUUCCAUACUCAAUACGGAGGAGGACGACGACGAUGACGAUGAGGAUGGGGAUGAGGAGGCCCACCACCACCGCUUCCAGUUGUUCCCUCGACAUUGAUAAAUUUGCCCCCUUUGGCCUUGGCCUUGCCCACCAUCUUCCUUCUUCUUUAACUCCUCCCACCAGUCUCCAUCACCGAUGGCAUUGCCAACGACAACGGGGUCCCUCUUCUUCUCGAGCUCUCCACUCCUCCGACCACCUCCCUCCUCAUUCCCAGGGAUUACCCAAGAAGGACUUGGAACAAUGGGACUCUAUCACGGCAAAGUUCUCUGCUGCUGCAAAUAUACCAUUCUUGCUACUCCAGCUCCCUCAGAUCAUCCUCAAUGCCCGAAAUCUCUUGUCCGGAAAUAAGUCUGCCCUCCUCGCCAUCCCUUGGCUGGGUAUGCUGACAGGCUUGCUCGGGAACCUGUCACUGCUAUCUUACUUUGCCAAGAAGAGGGAGAAGGAGGCAAUGCUGGUUCAGACACUGGGAGUCAUAUCCACGUUUGUCGUGAUAUGUCAGCUCGCAGCUGCUGAGGCCAUGCCUCUUCCCCACUUCCUGGCAACUUCGGCAGUGGUGGCCAUCGGUCUCACCUUGAAUUUCAUGAACUAUUUUGGCAUUCUCAGUGCCCCUAUUUGGCGCCGCUGGGAAGACUUCAUCACCAUUGGCGGACUUUCCGUUCUUCCUCAAGUCAUGUGGUCUACAUUCGUGCCCUACCUUCCAAAUAGUAUUUUUCCCGGGAUUGCAGCAUUUGUCGUUGCUGUGGCAGCAGUUCUCAUGGAACGAAUGGGAAAACUCUCAGAAAAAGGUGUCAGAUUUGUGAGAUCGAUAUCUGGUUGGACAGCUACUCUUCUCUUCAUGUGGAUGCCAGUCUCCCAGAUGUGGACUAAUUUCCUGCAUCCUGAGAACAUUAAAGGCUUGUCUGCUUCCACAAUGUUGCUUGCUAUGAUUGGCAACGGGCUCAUGAUCCCACGUGCACUCUUCAUCCGUGAUUUCAUGUGGUUCACUGGUUCUGCAUGGGCUGCAUUCUUGUAUGGAUAUGCAAACAUUCUAUGCCUGUAUUGUUUCAACUGUAUCAGCAGGGAAUUCUUCUUAGCAGCAACAGGUGGCCUGCUUUCUUGGAUAGGGAUGGCUUUCUGGAGAGACAGCGUAGCUUACGGACACUUCUCUCCUCUGAGAUCCUUAAAAGAACUUAUUUUUGGACGACCUGGAUUGGCUGAUCGAUAGACAGGAGAAGGAAAAUGAAGGCUGACGAAAGCAUAGAAGCAUCCUUGUCUCAUAAAGGAAAAUAGAGGUUGGAGGAAGCAGAGAAAUAAAUUGAGAUGCGGAAAGGAAUAAAAGAUGGAAAGGGCUUCUUCAAGGGGACCUGGUUUCAUUAUCUCUGAGUCAUACAUAUGUAGUGUUUCAGCUGAUUGUAUAAUAGUGGAGUACAUACUAAGUUAACGAAACAAUAUAUUGCAGGCAGAUAAGGUGAAGGCAGUUUGUUCUCUGUUUUGUGGCCCCAAAGGUUUUAUUGUUGUUUGAUCUGUCUGAAGUUUGCACUGGUCGACGGACACACCCGCACCAUUUGCCAAGAA
Punica granatum (pomegranate) is the source of this 2201-nucleotide messenger RNA. The record is from RefSeq and is a predicted model, not a curated record. Lineage: Eukaryota; Viridiplantae; Streptophyta; Magnoliopsida; Myrtales; Lythraceae.